This is a messenger RNA of Phyllopteryx taeniolatus (common seadragon), 1273 nucleotides long. It is a transcript of the gene tm4sf21a, whose product is annotated as transmembrane 4 L six family member 21a. The record is from RefSeq and is a predicted model, not a curated record. Gene Ontology annotation, cellular component: membrane. The transcript is spliced from 5 exons. NCBI's taxonomy places the organism in Eukaryota, Metazoa, Chordata, Actinopteri, Syngnathiformes, Syngnathidae. The coding region runs from base 210 to 782 and encodes 190 amino acids.
GCUUGUCAUUCCACCUCACCACACCCUAACAUCACGCACAGAGUGCACGUACAAGCACGCAUGCUUUUGCUGCGUUAGGGUCAGUGUCCUCAACAGAGAGGGUUGAAAUAGGAAGGAGCCGCCAAAACGUCCUGAGCAGGAAUUCUCUUCAUUUUUUUUUUUUUUUUCUCCACCCCCCCCCCCAACAGCAGCAAUUUUUCUUUGACAAGAUGUGCACUGGGACAUGUUCGCGUUGCAUUGCUGUGACUUUGUACCCUUUAGCACUCAUAUCCAUCAUCUGUAACAUAGUGUUGUUCUUUCCCAAUGGGGAAAUCAAGUAUGCAGAAGAUGGCCAUAUUACUGAAGAGGUGAAAUAUAUGGGAGGACUCAUCGGCGGGGGAGCAAUGGUGUUGCUGCCAGCACUUUACAUCCACUUGACUGGAAAACAAGGGUGCUGUGGAAAUCGCUGUGGGAUGUUCUUAUCAAUCGCAUUUGCUGCGGUGGGAGUGACCGGCGCGUUGUACAGUUUGAGCGUGGCCGCGCUCGCUUUGAAGAAUGGCCCCCUUUGUAAAGCCGUCGUGAUAUGGGGCACGCCUUUUAAAGACAGUGACCCGAGUUACCUGACUGACGACACGUGGUGGGGGACAUGCACAGAGCCGAAGAAAAUUGUUCAGUUCAACAUUGGCUUGUUUGGCACCCUGUUGGCCUGUAGCUGCCUGCAAGCGGUUCUGUGUGCCAUCCAGAUGAUCAACGGCCUCUUCGGCUGCCUGUGCGGAACCUGCGGCGGCAAAAGCGUCAUCUGAAUCCCGACGCGGACAGCUGCAGUGUGGCGACGUGUGAGCUGCCGAGCGACCCCUGCUGCCGCGUUACGUGCGCUUUAAACCGUUUCAAAUUCACACAUUUGUCUUACGUACAUUUCACUAAAUGUCUUGCUGAAUUUACACGUAUCGGAAAAACUUAGGGAUAGCUGGUUCUCCGAUAAAAUUGUAAGAUGAAUCCAAAAUUCCCUAUAAUCUUCUAAAAAUCAAGUAUAACGUUCAAUGCCUCACAUUCAUUAUAAGAACGUUGAAUACAUGCUAUACACUCAGCAUUAUAUUUCCCAUAACUGCAAUAUGAAUUAUACUUUACAGUACAAAUCUGUUGAUGCUAAAAUGAAACACAGGAAAAAUAAGAUGAUUCAGUGAAAACUUUAAUCUGGAUUUUAGAACUACAAUGUCAAGGUUGUUAAAUAUACCACGAUGUUUAGAGUUCAAUGGUUGGCGUUUUCUUAAUAAAACACAUUUCUAUUACCAUG